UCCACCAAAACGAUUUCUUGUAAAGUAGCAUCCUUGCACUUGGAGAUGCCAGCUGCUGUCAUGGACAACUUUGACCAGGGAAGUCCUUUCUCUCAAAGUGAUUCUCAAAGUCCUCUUGAUUGGAGCACACAGUCAGAGGACCACAGGCACCAUCACAGAGAGAAAAACAGAGAUGCAGCUCGCAAGAAUCGCAGAAAACAGACAGAAAAGGCAGACGUGCUGCAUGAGGAACUCCAAACCCUAGAGCAGUCUAAUACCACAUUCAUAAAAGAAAUCGCUGAACUAAAGAAGGAGCUUCAAUUCUACACCACAGCCUUGGAACAACAUAUACCUCACUGCACUAAACUGUGUCCAUUUGAACCAUCAGUUAGUGUUACAGGAGGACCGUCCACAGCUACACCCUCUACCUCAGAUAUCACCUUCAACUCUGACCCCAACCUCUUGCCGGAACUUGCGUUCUUACCAGACACUAAUUCAGGGGACUUAUCUCUAACAGACCUCCUCGACAGUAGUGAUUGGUGUCCAUGGGACUCGGUGAAUGGAAAUGGGUGUCUACAGCAGUUUUGAGGUGCUGUACAGUCAGUUAUUUGGUCACAAGGCUUACACACUACUACAUCCUGCAAACAGCCCUUUUUGUUGUGUUCAAAUACUAAUGGUGCUAAAAACCAUGAUCCA
Molecule: messenger RNA, 675 nt
Organism: Sinocyclocheilus grahami
Lineage: Eukaryota; Metazoa; Chordata; Actinopteri; Cypriniformes; Cyprinidae
Gene: batf2
Product: basic leucine zipper ATF-like transcription factor 2
Exons: 4
Coding region: 46-567 (173 amino acids)
Biological process (GO): regulation of transcription by RNA polymerase II
Cellular component (GO): nucleus
Molecular function (GO): DNA-binding transcription factor activity, RNA polymerase II-specific; RNA polymerase II cis-regulatory region sequence-specific DNA binding
Source: RefSeq, a predicted model, not a curated record